Molecule: messenger RNA, 1548 nt
Organism: Theileria equi strain WA
Lineage: Eukaryota; Apicomplexa; Aconoidasida; Piroplasmida; Theileriidae
Exons: 5
Coding region: 1-1548 (515 amino acids)
Source: RefSeq, a predicted model, not a curated record
AUGAUUGCAGACUGUAAAUUAGCCACAGUCGAGCCUCUAAAGGCUCCAAGGAGCAGAGAUGCGCCAACUCACAUGGAUACCUCCUCUUCCUAUGACCAUAAAUCUCUGGAUACCGAAAUUAGACAACUUAAAGAGCUCUUCUUUAACUUGAGACCGAGCUCUAAAGCCAACUGGACAAACAUUUGCAUAGAUAAACGCCAUGACUUCAAGUUCUGGGCACACAUAACACAUGAGCUCGGAUUUAACAUUCUGAAGUGUGUUUUUAGUAUCGGAAUGCCGUAUGAAGAUCAACUGGCAGUUACACAGUACCUCGUAAAAUCGGAUUUUGGAGACACUUUGUGCACCAGUACGUGCUACAUAAGUACUUUGAGGAAUGAGAUUGCCUUUCAUCUGCUAAGUGGGAUGAUAGAAAAUCGGUUGCCUGGGUCUAUCAGGUUAAUAUUAAGAGGGAAUGGCUACCAAUUUUUUGAAGCAAGAAUAAACCAGCUUUUGUUUACAGAUGGAAACUUUGAUGUAGACGCUAUAUGCCAUAAUAUUAAUGCGAUAAACACUCUCUUUCCAUUUCUACUAGAAUAUAAAUCAGUAAAUUUACAAAACAUGUGCCAUCGUUUAUUGACCUCAAAGCUUUGGAAGUUCAUAUGGAAAUACGUGAUAACGCAGUUUGAUGAUGAAAACAAAGGAUAUGAUAAAUUGUUUACUACAUUUCUCGACAUGACAUCAACUUUUCUAUAUGGAGCUCGUGGGUCAGGGUUCCUUAAAAAGCUACAUACAACCGCUUCUGCCUACUUUUGGGGCUAUAUGCUGGAACUUUUAACGUGGAAUACAAACCAUAAAGCGUUGUGUAAGCUCAUUGUCUUUACUGCAGAUGUACUAUUACUCAGCUUUGCUGAUCGCUGUCUAAAUGUUAUACCAGAAGAAAUUAUAGACGGACUAAAUGCAAAAAUGAACAAUGCCAUUAAAAAGGCAGACAGUGAGAUUAUUACCACGGAAAAAAUUAUCGAAAAGAAUCACAUAAAGUCCUAUUAUUCGGAGAUGGCAUAUGAUUUCCUCAAAAAGAUGCUACUCGCGUUAUCUUGUGAGAAUAAGGAACCAAACAACAAACAGAUACGGAAGAAUAUACCGCUAUUAUACGAAAUAUCAUCGCUUUCGAUGUCAACUCUCACUAUUCCAUUAAUUUCUGAUAAUUUGUUUGAGGUUGAGCCCAGAAAACCCAAAUUCGGAUUAUCGGAAAACAAGAUAUUUCCACGCAUACUACCAUGUUUUAACGAUGGAUGUGAUCGCAACUUUCAUAUAGAUACACCUCAGGUGCAUUUGGAUCAAGAGUUGGAGUUUUUCUACUGCCCAAGUUGUGGGAUACCAAGCUACUGUAGCGAAGAAUGUUAUAGACAACACUGGAAAUUUUCACAUCGUGAGAUAUGCCCGUACUUUCAAUCAUUUCCUACAUUUGCCAAGUACCUGCCACAAGAGAACAAGACAAUAGUAUCCACACUUGAGAAUUUCUCACUUAGUUCCGCAGGAUCCGAUGGGGACUGGACUUUAAUAUUCUAG